AUGUCAUAUGCAGAUGAUAUUCCGUUUGUUCAUGGACUUGAUUUAUGUGAACGAUUCUUUUUCGAUAUUGUUAAACCAUUACUUGAUGAACAUUAUUCUUCACUUGAAUAUGUAGCUUGUCGUUUAGGACCUGGUUCUGAUGUACUUAAUUUUGAUACAAUUCAAUCGCGAGAUCAUGAUUGGGGACCAAAAUUAGAUAUAUUUCUUGAAAAUGAACAAUAUAUUGAUGAAUUAAAUCUAUUUUUUAUGAAAAAUCUUCGUGAUAAAACGAUAUGUGGUUAUUCUACACAAUUUCAAGCAUUUACUGAGCAAGAUAAACAAAUAACUCUUAUAAAUGUUUCAAAUAAUCAAGAUAAUACAUGUCAUGGCCUUCGUAUAAUGACAAUGAAACAAUUUUUUAUUGAUUACCUAAAUUGGAUAAUUGAUAAUGGUGAACCAACAUAUCAAGAUUGGUUAACAUUUCCAAGUCAACAUCUAUUAACUAUUGCUCAAGGUCAAGUUUUUCAUGAAUCAAACAAUAUCAAAAUUAAUCAUAUACGAUCACAACUUGCUUAUUAUCCAAAAGAUAUUUGGUUAUAUUUAAUCGGUUGUUGUUGGCAACGUAUUGGGCAAGAAGAACAUUUAAUGGGUCGAGCUGGACAAGUCAAUGAUGAACUCGGUUCAUCAUUAAUUGCAAAUCGACUUAUACGUGAUAUAAUACGACUUAUUUUUCUUUUAGAAAAACAAUUUUAUCCCUAUGCAAAAUGGUUUGGUUCAGCAUUUCGGCAAUGUACUACGUAUGGUUCGCAGUUUGAACCUAUACUUCGAAAAAUUCAACUGGCAACUAAUUGGAAAGAACGUGAAAGCCACCUUAGUAUAGCUUAUCAACAAUUGGCAGUGAUUACCAAGGAAAAAUUAUUUCCUACAAUAGACUCAUCAAUAAUAACUAUUCCUACUGAAACAACACAAUUUCAUGAUAGACCAUUUCAAGUAAUUAAUGGAGGAAUGAUUGCUGAUAUUAUUUUUACACAAAUAGAAGAUAAUCAUAUUCGACAAUUACCAAAAAUAGGUAGUAUCGAUUUAUUUAUCGAUAAUACAGAUGCUAUGUUGCCUGAAUUACGUUUAAAAAUAAAAAAAAUCUUUGAAUAA
Adineta steineri is the source of this 1128-nucleotide messenger RNA. Lineage: Eukaryota; Metazoa; Rotifera; Eurotatoria; Adinetida; Adinetidae. The record is from the annotation of a GenBank genome assembly.